Messenger RNA from Haliotis rufescens (red abalone), 1818 nucleotides. RefSeq names its product prolactin regulatory element-binding protein-like. Gene Ontology annotation, cellular component: endoplasmic reticulum membrane. The coding region runs from base 32 to 1276 and encodes 414 amino acids. Lineage: Eukaryota; Metazoa; Mollusca; Gastropoda; Lepetellida; Haliotidae. The transcript has 9 exons. Gene Ontology annotation, molecular function: GTPase activator activity; guanyl-nucleotide exchange factor activity; protein binding. Gene Ontology annotation, biological process: protein secretion. The record is from RefSeq and is a predicted model, not a curated record.
GUAACGCAGUUAAUGUUAGCACAAAUCCAAUAUGGCGCCGCAGAAGGGCACUCUGCUGUCAACAACAGAUUUUCCGCUGUAUGCGGUACGGUCACUUGGAGAUCGACACUUUCUUGUAGCAGGCGGGGGCGGUCAGGCUAAAACAGGCGUUCCCAAUGCUGUUGAAAUUUAUGAGCUGAAGUUGUCUGAUAACAAAAUUUUGUCAGCAAGUCUGUGUCGUCAUGAUACUGGGAUCCAGGCGGUGAUGAACUGUGAUACCUUUUAUGAUGGACGAAACCAUUACCUUGCAACUGGACAGGAUGAUGAAUGCCACACAUACUCACUCAAAUACAAAGUUGUUUCUCCAGAAAAGCAAUCAGAGUCCAAGGAUGCCAAGGUUCGAAAAAGAAAAGGAGAAAGUGAAAAUUCCUCAAAGGAGAAAUGCAACAAUACCAAACAUAUCACUUUUGACAUUGAACCAAUCAAACAUGUUACAACAGACUUUGCUAAAGAUGGCAGUUUUCAAAAGGUGGUCCGAUUUGGUGCUGACAAUUCUAUUCUGGCAACAGGAGGAGCUGAUGGUUUUGUCAGAGUAUGGCAGUAUCCAGACAUGAAAAAGAUCUAUGAAGUGAAAGCUCAUAACAGUGACAUCGAUGACCUUGAUGUCAGUCCAUGUGGACAAAAUAUAGUGACCGUAUCCAGGGACAACACAGGUUCUGUAUGGAAAGCCAAAGAAGGAAAGAAAGUGUCUGAUUUGGUGUUUAAGAAAAGACCGUCAGAACAGUAUAGGUUUAGAUGUUGUAGAUAUGGGAAUAUUGAAGGCAAAAAAGGCAAAUUCAACUUGUACACUCUGAGCAUACCAAGCAAACGAUCUUCCAAACCCUCACCAUGCUACAUGACAUUGUGGGACCCCAGCACCUUUAAACCCAAGAAACAUGCCAGCACAGGAACCGAGGUUUUAUCAUCAUUAGCAGUCAGUGAUGAUGGAAUCUACCUUGGUGUUGGAACAAUAUCUGGAAGUGUGUCUGUUUAUGUAUCUUUCAGUUUACAGAGGUUGUACCAUGUGAAGGAGGCUCACAGCAUAUUUGUAACAGGGGUGGAGUUCAUGCCCAGCUCUGAAGGGGCCCGUGCUGUGACAGGGGGCCAAGAUUUCACACUGCUCAGCAUUUCCGCAGAUAACACUAUCAAGAUACACCAAGUUGCCCCAAGAGGCUCCUACAGUGCAGCCUGGCUCAUUGCUGGAACUCUUGCCAUCAUCUAUGUCAUCUUCUGGCUCAUGUCCUCUUUUGGCAUUUGAUCUGCUCCAUUCCCACCUGCUGUGAAGGAGGGCUUGUUUGACUUCAUUCUGGCUGUGAAACGUGUAAAUGGGGAAAUAUCCAACCGACUAUCAACCUUCAUGGCAACCUACAGAAAGAAUUGGCAAUAUACCUCAGUUGAUGGUCUUUUCUCACAAUCUAUUUUUAUGACUGAUGUGUACCAUGGAAAGGAAAUUAAAACAGUUACCACAUAUGCUAAAGGCAACAAAUGAAUCCGGAGGUCACAUCCAGUGACUUUGUUGCUUGUGUGUUAUUGUAUCCUGGUGCAUUGCUCAUAAUAUCAGUCCCUGGUUUCUCUGGUCCAGAUGUGAUCAUUUACCAGCCAACAUAGCUGAAAAAUUGCUAAGUAAACAAACUAUCUCCUGAUCUGAUUCAAUUAUGGUUUCUGAGACGCAUAAAGAUCCAGGUCAGUAUAGGUCUUCAGCAACCAAUGCAUGCUGAAAGAGGCAACUAUGCUUGUUGUAAGAGGCGACUAAUGGAAGUGGGUGGUCAGGUCAGCUGACUUGGUUGAUGAAUGUCAUCG